Nothobranchius furzeri (turquoise killifish) is the source of this 4268-nucleotide messenger RNA. RefSeq names its product zinc finger protein 271. Gene Ontology annotation, cellular component: nucleoplasm. The record is from RefSeq and is a predicted model, not a curated record. Gene Ontology annotation, biological process: regulation of transcription by RNA polymerase II. Gene Ontology annotation, molecular function: DNA-binding transcription repressor activity, RNA polymerase II-specific; RNA polymerase II cis-regulatory region sequence-specific DNA binding. Lineage: Eukaryota; Metazoa; Chordata; Actinopteri; Cyprinodontiformes; Nothobranchiidae.
UGUUCUAGUUGCUUUAAGAUGCUGUGCUGCGGAGUCACAUGACUCCACCCUGUCUGGUCUGAAACAAGAAGGGAAAACGGUGAGGAAAUGGAAGAUGAAUAAGUAGUGAAACAGAUGAUGGGUAGUUAUUGUGCAGUUACUGAUAUCAAGGUGAAUUGCUCGAUAUAUUGUGAUUUGAUUUGAGGCCACAUCACCAAGACCUACAGUAAUACAAAAACUUGAUUUAUUGACUCGGCAUAAGGAAGAUGAAGAGGGUGAGGAUCAGAAACAAUCCUCAUCUCUAAUUAAAACACUAAAUCAAAUUUUAAAUUAAUGAAACAUAAGCAGUGAUAAACACAUAAAACCCCUGCUUUAUGAAAGGGCUGUUUUCACUGUACACUUCUUAUUCUGUACGUACGUCUUGGUGCAGAGCUGUUGUAGUUACAACCUCCGGCCAGCAGCGGCAGCACCGAGCACAGGCAGCAGCCAUGUUUAAUUCUUUAUCAACUUCACCUGCUAAUUUUUAGGUUUCUCGUGUUUGUAUCUCUUGAUACCAACAGAACCAUUCGGUUCUAGACGGUGGGGCAAUAUAAACAUCUCAUUGGAUGUUUUAGGUUCUUAAACUGAGGUGUUAAAGGAUCCUGUGGCGACCCGAACCGAGCCUGUUAGCUUCAGCUAACGGUUCGUUUGCGCUAACCAGACUCUCACGGUAAAAGAGGGUUUUAUUUUUCCCACAUUAGAAUCUCGUGUCUGUUCAGGAGAUGAGUGGAGCGAAGGUGGAAGCGGAACAAGGAGGCGAGGAGGCUCAGCAGCUUCCUGCUAGAGGAGACGGGUUGAUUCUGGUCCCACAGAGCCCCUCUGCAACACAAGAACCUGCAGUAAUACGCGGCCGAUCAAAAGUUCGUCACAUCUGUUCCCUCUGCGGCCGGGAGUUUGCCGGCCCGUCCCGUUUGGCAGAUCACGUGGCUUCACACUCUGGCUACAAACCGCACAGCUGCUCCAUCUGCGGCAAACGCUUUACAAAGAAGAUCAAUGUCUACAUCCACCAGAGGGUUCACACGGGGGAGAAGCCGUACUCCUGCCCUGAUUGUGGGGUCAGCUACGCCCAGAGAGGCUGCCUACGACGGCACCUUCUUGUUCACGCCCCAGAGAAGCCCUUUGUUUGCUCCGUGUGUGGGCGGGGCUUUGUCCAGCGACGAUACCUCGUCCAACAUGAACGGAUCCACACUGGGGAGAAACCAUUCUCCUGUUCACUCUGCCCCAAACGCUUCGCCUCCAGGAGUGGGCUCUUCGACCACCAGCACUGCCAUGCGGAGCAGAAACUUUAUUCCUGCUCCCUCUGUGCGAAGGAGUUCUCCUCUCCUUCGUCUUUCAGAGAUCAUGUCCGGCUCCACUCAGGUCGGAAGCUCCACUCCUGCUCGCUGUGCAGCAAGAGCUUCAACCGCCCAGGUCUGCUGAAGAAACAUCUGCACAAACACUCGGUCGAAGCUGCUGACAAGGUUUCUAUCAGCUGCUACCUAUGUCGGGAGGAAUUCAGUUCCUUGGAUGAGCUUGCAGAACACAAACAGCUUCACCACGCAACGCAGCGCUUCUCCUGUGACAUCUGUGGUCGAGGGUUCUCCAGAUCGAGCCGGCUGAAGGACCACAUGAGGUCUCACACUGGAGAGAGGCCGUUUCAGUGUGAUGUGUGUAUGAAGCGCUUCACGGUGCAGAGAACUCUGAGGAAGCACCAGGAGAUCCACAGUCGUUCUGGCACCGCCCCUCACCGUGCUUCACCACAGCCUACAGCCCCACAGAAACCAGACGAGUCGCUGGACAUCGAUGAUGUUCUGAAGAUGGAGAAAAGAAAUGAUGAACUGCUGUGUUCACUGACCGCAGAGGAGAGUCCUGCUAGGACGACGGAGCUUCUCAGCUGCUCCCUCUGUGAGAAGCUCUUCUCGAGUUUAUCUGAGCUCCAAGAGCACCAGAAUUCCCACAAUGCAACAGGGGAUCCACCCCGCCCCUCAGCGAGCUCAGAGACCACCAGGUGCAGCAUGAAGACCAAGGCCAGGUCUCAUCGCUGCCACAUCUGCUCCAAGAGCUACCUGAAACCCUGUCUGCUCCGAAAACACAUGAAGGUCCACAUCCGGGACGGAGUCAUCGCCGACCCGGCAGACAAGGAGUUCUGGUUCCACAUGAGGACUGAAGAUGGAGAGAAGAAGAAGAACAUGAAGAAGGAAGAAGCGGAAACACGGCUGUCCUCCACUGCUGAGUCCCUCAUCUCUAUUUCUAAUUCUGUGGCUGGUAACCGUGGCAACCAGGGGACGCUGUCAGAGCGACUUGAGGAGGAAAACGUCAGCGGUUUGAUUAACUCCGAUGGAGAGGAGGAGUCAUGGAAGCUGAAACAUGAAGGCCCAGCCGUCCCCCCUGACUCGGUCUGCCCCUCAAACCCACGGGCCAACAGCAGCUCUGGUGGCAGGAGCGGACACUGCUGUCCUGUCUGCAGCCGGGACUGCUUCAAGGCUUCAGCGCUGCAGAAACACCUGCGGAUCCACUCAGGGGAGCGCCCGUUUCAGUGUCCCACCUGCAGUAAGAGCUUCAUCCAGCAGGUCCACCUGAAGGAGCACCAGAGGAUCCACACUGGAGAGAAGCCCUACACCUGCUCUGUCUGCAGCAAGAACUUCACCUUCUCCAGCGCCCUGCGCAGACACCUGCGCGUCCACACCGACGCCCGGCCGUACCAGUGCUCUGUCUGCCAGAAGACCUUCAAACAGCUGUGUGUGCUCAAGAAUCACCAGUUGACCCACUCAGGAGUCCGAUACCAGUGUCCUCUUUGCAACAAGAGCUUCACCCGAGCCCUGGAACUCACCUACCACGUGGACUCACACUCAGACUCUCAGCCGUACUUCUGUAGCAUCUGUCAGAAGAACCUGAGCGGAGUCAGAAGCUUUCGUAAACAUAUGAAGAAACACGAGUCAGAGAACUCCCUACUAGUACCGGCACCGGAGGAGGAGGACAACAGCUGAGUCCUACAGCGUCUAGACUUAAAAGGUCAAAGGUCUGAGGACUAAAACUGGCAGAUAUUCUGCUCAGCUGGAACUGUGAUGAUGUUUGAUCAUGUGACCUCCGUAGGAAUCAUGUCUGCAGUAGGGCAGCUCAGAAGAGUCAGACCUGUAGUGGUUCUGUCAAGCAGGAGAGCAGAUCAGGUCCAGAUGUGGACUGAGAUUUGUCCUUCAGGUAAAUGCUGAGGCCUCUUUAGUAAAAUGAAGAAUUCUGUUCUGACCCGGUUUAAUGGUAAAUGGCCUUCUAGAGUCACAGAACCCCCCAAGGUGCUUUACAACGCAGUCAUUCACACCUUGGUGAUGAUGAGCUACAUUGUAGCCACAGCUGCCCUGGGACUCACUGACAGAGGCGAGUCUGCCGUAUGUAGGCACCACCGGUCCCUCCGAAAACCACAAACAGGCAAGGUGGGUUAAGUGUCUUGCUCAAGGACACAACAACAGUGAGACUGAGCGGGGCUCAAACCUGAUUACGGGGUGAGCACUUAACUUUUGUGCCAUCGUCGCCUCAAUGGAACCAAACAGGAGGUGAGGAGAGUUCAAGUCUUUUGUUUUUGUGCCUUUUCACUAUUUUGCACCAUCAGCUGUAUCAUGAAUAGAAUAGAAUACUUUGUCAAUUCUUCGAAUGUGCUUGCCAUACAAGGAAUUGAAAUUACGUUUCACACUGUCCCAUGCAUAGACAUUUACAUAAAGUGCAGAUGCACAACAAUAACAAAACAAAAAAAACAUCCCUAACAAUAAGAUGAUAUUAAACAGGUAAAUAUCGCUAAUAAUAUACAACAUAUAGCAGCAAAUGUGUGCAAUUUCAAUGCAGAGGUAGUUGUUUACAAUCAGACAUGAAGACGUGUUUGUAAUGAAAGCUGGUGAUGAGAGCCACUCAGCCAAAGGUUCUGUUUGGUCAAAAGGUUCUGCCUGAGCAACGGGUCAGAGUCCCAGGUUCAAACCCUCACCCACCCUGUGAUGCUGUGGUUCAUCACCACCAGAGUGUGAAUGGGUGAAUCGCAUUUCUCUAGAAGAACACUUCCAUUUUAGAGUUGCAGACACUCACCCUGUCAUCCAUAGUUACUGAUGUAAUUUGAUGGGAAGUGAUGUCAUCUCUGCAAGAAGAACCAACACCAGUUCUGUAACGUUAUCCUGUAAAACAGUUUGGUGCUUCACCGCUGCUGCCUUGCUCAAGGACAGCAAGACUGUAAACAAAGAUGUGAAACAUAAAUAUUUCUGUUCCAGAUGAAUAAAUGAGGCUGACACUGC